This is a messenger RNA of Camellia sinensis, 1768 nucleotides long. Its product is annotated as (S)-N-methylcoclaurine 3'-hydroxylase isozyme 1. The record is from RefSeq and is a predicted model, not a curated record. Gene Ontology annotation, molecular function: heme binding; iron ion binding; monooxygenase activity. NCBI's taxonomy places the organism in Eukaryota, Viridiplantae, Streptophyta, Magnoliopsida, Ericales, Theaceae.
GAGAGGAGAGGAGAGGAGAGGACUCUCCAAUGUAUGUGCCCUAAAUAAGCAUUCCUCCAUAAAGGGUUUUUCCAAGUUAGAAUAUUUUCUGAACUUAUUGCUAACUGGGAAUUGAUUUUCUCGGUUCUUGUCCAUGGAAGUCAUGGCUGAAACCUAUGUCAUUCUUCCUAUCCUCCUCCUCUUACCCCUCCUCUUACUCUUCCUCCUCAAGUAUUUCAACUCUGCUCCCCUACUUCCACCAGGUCCAAAUCCAUGGCCAAUUUUAGGCAAUCUUCUUCACAUGGGUAAAAAACCUCAUAUAACUUUAUCCAACUUUGCUCAGUCCUAUGGUCCUCUCAUCUCCCUAAAACUUGGAACUCAAGUCUUGAUCGUUGGAUCAUCACCUGCUGUUGCUAUGGAAAUUCUCAAAACCCAUGAUCGUAUAUUGUCUGCACGACUUGUCCCCCACGUGUCACCAGUUAAGAGCCCAGAACUCAACCAUUUAUCGCUUGGUUGGGCUGUCGAAUGUAACGAUAAUUGGAAGUUUCUGCGUACAAUAUGCCGAACUGAGCUCUUCUCAGGGAAAGCAAUAGAGUCCCAAGCAUGUUUGAGAGAGAGGAAAGUGAUGGAAAUGAUUGAGUUUUUGAGUCGAAUGGAGGGAAAAGUAGUGAAAAUUGGAGACGUGGUUUUUGCAACUGUGUUCAAUAUGUUGAGUAAUGUAUUGAUGUCAAGAGAUUUUACAAGAUUGGAGGAAGAGAGUGAAGAGGGAAAGAUGAAAGGGCUUUUGAGGACAAUCUUUGAGGUGGUUUCUACUCCAAAUUUGGCUGAUUUUUAUCCAAUUUUUGGAGCAUUAGAUCUUCAGGGUCUGAAUAAGAAGUCUAAGGAGUUGUUCAUGAGAAUUUGUGCUUUGUGGGAGCCUAUUAUUGAAGAAAGACGAGAGAGGAAAACAAGUAAAAUUUCAAGACAAGAAGAUUUCUUGGAUGCUCUUCUUGACAAUGCAUUUACCAAUGAUCAAAUCAACCAUUUGACUACGGAGCUGAUCUCUGCUGGCACAGACACUAGUACCUCAACAAUAGAGUGGGCAAUGGCAGAACUGAUAAAAAAUCCAGAGUCCAUGAACAAAGUUCGUGAAGAGCUAGCAAGAGAAAUAAACCAUGAUUUCGCAAAAGAAUCCCAUCUUCCUCAGCUACCGUACCUUCAAGCCUGUGUCAAAGAGACUCUAAGGCUCCAUCCUCCUGCCCCAAUUCUGAUUCCACACCGUGCACUUGAAUCUUGCACAGUGAUGAACUAUGCCAUUCCUAAAAAUGCCCAACUGGUCGUAAAUGUUUGGGCGAUUGGACGAGACCCCACAAUUUGGGUAGAACCGUUAAAAUUUAAUCCAGGGCGGUUUCUAACUUCUGCGUUGGAUUUCAAAGGGGGUGAUUAUGAAUUUGUACCGUUUGGUGCAGGUAGGAGAAUCUGUCCUGGCCUUUCGAUGGCUGCAAAGCAAGUACCUUUGGUUCUUGCUUCUUUGAUUCAUUUCUUCGAUUGGUCUCUCCCACUUGGGAUUAGUCCCAAUGAGCUUGACAUGACUGAGAAAUUUGCACUGACAUUGCAGAGGGAACAACCUCUACUUGUCAUUCCUAAAGUUAGGAAGUGAUCAAAUGGAGUUUCCGAUAUAUGUACUGUCUCUGUCACUUGUUACGUCAGUUGAACAAAAUGUAAAAUGUGAUAAUAAUGAACCCUGUUUGGAUUGUAUCACACAAAUGAAAUGUGAUAAAUGUAAAUCUAUGCAAUGUCAAAUAGAUGG